UAUUAAACAUGGUCAAGCGCACUAAGAAGGUCGGAAUCACCGGUAAAUACGGUACCCGUUAUGGUGCCUCUCUCAGAAAGACCGUCAAGAAGAUGGAAAUCACCCAACACAGCAAGUACACCUGUACUUUCUGUGGUAAGGAUGCUGUCAAGCGUACUGCUGUUGGUAUCUGGAAGUGUAAGGGUUGUAAGAAGACCUUAGCUGGUGGUGCUUACACCGUCUCUACUACUGCUGCUGCCACUGUUCGUUCUACCGUUCGUCGUCUUCGUGAAUUGGCUGAAAUCUAAGCCGUUUUCUCAAUGUUUAUACGCAAUAAAAAAAAUGAUGUUUAAUACACUCGG
Gilbertella persicaria is the source of this 341-nucleotide messenger RNA. Its product is annotated as 60S ribosomal protein L37a. Gene Ontology annotation, cellular component: ribosome. NCBI's taxonomy places the organism in Eukaryota, Fungi, Mucoromycota, Mucoromycetes, Mucorales, Choanephoraceae. Gene Ontology annotation, biological process: translation. Bases 9 to 287 code for a protein of 92 amino acids. Gene Ontology annotation, molecular function: structural constituent of ribosome. The transcript is spliced from 3 exons. The record is from RefSeq and is a predicted model, not a curated record.